CUUAUACUUAUUUCAACUAUUAUUUAAUACCUUUUCUAGUAUGAGCUUGACACCUAUUACCUCUCCACAAGUUAACGCAACCUGGUUCGUAGGCGGCAAUUACAAUGUCACAUGGGAUUCAACUUUCCCCAUAUUCAAUGAUUCUUACUGCAGCUAUAUACGGGGUGAUCUCGAUAUUGAAAUAACAAAAAAGUAUAUUUCAAAUGCAACAGAGACAGCGGUAUUCAAACAUAUGGGUAUAAAGAUCGCAUCAGAGUCAUUUAAUCUUGAUGUCAAGGAAGAUACUUGGAACGUCUCUAUUUCCACCUACAAAGACUUUGUUUACAAUUUAUAUCUUAUCCCUGGAGGAUUUGUAUCAAGUGAAUCUUACGAUCGUACCAAAAAGAGCGAUUAUGAGGAAACAUGUAGUCCUCAUGUUACAAUUUCUGUAUUACUUGCAAGCCCAGAACCUUCUUCUAGUUCUGCUGUGUCUGCACAAUCUUCUACUAUCAAAACUCUCGCUACUUCUUCUGGUACUCUGCCUUCAGCAUCCCCUUCAAGUGAAAGCGCGACUUUAGGAAAGAAGUCAUUAAACACAUUUGCUCAUACUGCCAUAGCUGUAUUCAUUGCAUUAGCCAUUAUUGCCUAAUAUGACGUUAUUAGUACGUAUUUGAUAUGUGGCGACAGCAAUUUAUUUUGGCAAGGGCUUGCUAUUUAUGAAUGUACCAUUUUACUAUGAUAUUUAAAUAAAAAUUAUAAAUGGUCUACUUUAUUAGUACUAUAACUCAAA
Messenger RNA from Mucor mucedo, 769 nucleotides. RefSeq lists its product as uncharacterized. The transcript has a single exon. The record is from RefSeq and is a predicted model, not a curated record. The coding region runs from base 41 to 628 and encodes 195 amino acids. NCBI's taxonomy places the organism in Eukaryota, Fungi, Mucoromycota, Mucoromycetes, Mucorales, Mucoraceae.